GGGCUGCCCCGCGCCUGCGCAGUGGCGCGCGAAGCCCGAGCAGCGGCGGCGGCGGGCUGCGGCGGGGGGAAAUGGCGGCCGCGGUGCUGGCGGCGCCGGAGGGCGGCUCUGCCGUGAUGCCGGCGGGGAACGCGGCGGCUUGUUCUCCGCCACCUGGCCCCUCAGGUCCGGGUUCGUGGAGCCGCUCCUUGGACCGAGCCUUAGAAGAAGCGGCGGCCAGCGGUACCCUCAGUUUGAGCGGCAGGAAGCUCCGCGACUACCCCCGGGCCAGCGCCGCCAACCACGACCUCAGCGACACCACCCAGGCCGAUUUGUCACGGAACAGACUGUCAGAGCUUCCAGCAGAAGCAUGUCACUUUGUCUCCCUUGAGAGUCUUAAUUUGUACCAGAACUGCAUUCGAUAUAUCCCAGAGGCUGUUUUGAACUUACAGUCUUUAACUUUUCUAAAUAUCAGUCGAAACCAGCUUUCAACAUUGCCAGUACACCUCUGUAGUCUACCACUAAAAGUUUUGAUAGCGGGUAAUAAUAAGCUGGUUUCAAUACCUGAAGAAAUUGGACAGCUCAGACAGCUGACAGAGCUUGAUGUGAGCUGUAAUGAAAUACAGACAAUACCUCCACAGAUCGGCAAUUUAGAAUCCUUGAGGGACCUAAAUGUCAGAAGAAAUAAUUUGGUGCGUUUACCUGAAGAACUUGCUGAGUUGCCUUUGAUUCGAUUAGAUUUCUCCUGCAAUAAAAUAACAACAAUACCAGUUUGUUAUAGGAACCUCAGACAUCUGCAGACCAUCAUGUUAGAGAACAACCCUCUCCAGUCACCCCCUGCACAGAUAUGUAUAAAAGGAAAAAUUCACAUAUUUAAAUACCUGAACAUAGAAGCAUGCAAGAUAGCUCCAGACUUGCCUGACUAUGAUAGGAGACCCAUGGGAUUUGGAUCUUGCCAUGAGGAACUCUAUUCUGGUCGUCCGUAUGGAGCGCUUGAUUCUGGCUUCAAUAGUGUGGACAGCGGAGACAAAAGAUGGUCAGGGAAUGAACCAACAGAUGAGUUCUCAGAUCUCCCUUUACGUGUGGCAGAGAUCACUAAAGAACAGAGACUGCGAAGAGAAAGUCAGUAUCAAGAAAAUCGAGGGAGCGCAGUCGUAACUAAUGGUGGAGUGGAACAUGAUCUCGAUCAGAUCGACUAUAUUGAUAGCUGUGCCACAGAAGAGGAGGAGGAAGAGGUGAGGCAACCCAAGUGCAUGGACUCAGACAGCCUCAGCUCACAAUUCAUGGCAUAUAUUGACCAGCGGCGAAUCUCUAAUGAGGUGGGCUCACCAGUAAAGCCUGUAUCUAUCAGAGAGUUUCAAAGAACAGAGGAUACACGACGAUAUUUGCAUCAAAACAGGGAUACUGAUGAAUUACGAAGACCUGACACUCUAAAUUUGAUGCAGGACAGAGAGCAUCACCAAGUACUAAGGAGUUAUGUGGACAGGACAGAGAGACCCCUGGCUGAUUCACCUUACUUUCUCUCUCUAUCAAGUCACCACAGUCAGGUGCCUAAUACAGAUCCUGAGCUGCACCGCAGGCACAUAGAGCGUACCCGUCGGGAGGCCCAGCAAGCAGCGCUUCAGUACGAGGAGGAGAGGAUGAGAACAAAACAGAUUCAGAGAGAAGCUGUCCUUGACUUUGUUAAGCAAAAAGCAUCCUUAAGUCCUCAGAAGCAAAGUCCUCUGGAUAGUGAGUGUCCCUUUCCAUCCAGAAGGUCUCAGCAUACUGAUGAUAGUGCCUUGUUAGUGAAUGGCUUUGAGCCUCUGUUUGUGUUUGAGAUUGACAGUAACACCAAUACCAUUAAAAGAAGGCCAGGGACUCGCAAACAGUCACUCUCAGGGUUGAAUCAAGAAAGCUGUGCUACUACCCUGCCUAAUGCCUCUACCUUCAGUCCUGUCAAGAGUGAUGACAGAUCUACCAUCUCCCCUGGCUCAACCUCUACUCAGACAGUCCACCUUUCCCCUCCAUAUCCUGGCCAUGCAGCCCCGCCUUCCUAUAGAAACCCUCCCCAGCGACCUGAGAGUUUCCUUUUCCGAGCAGCUGUCAGGGAUGAAGCAAACAAAGCUGUUACUUCAUCUUCUACCCGUGCCUUGUCUCCUGCUAAUGAUUCUGCAGACCCUAGAGUAAGACAAAACUCCAAACAGCGAGAGGAGGAGCUGGAGCUAAUAGAGCAGCUACGCAAGAAUAUAGAAUCACGGUUGAAAGUGUCGUUGCCCAGUGACCUUGGAGCAGCUCUCACCGAUGGUGUUGUUCUGUGCCAUUUAGCUAAUCAUGUGCGUCCCCGAUCUGUUCCCAGCAUUCAUGUUCCCUCACCUGCUGUUCCUAAACUUACAAUGGCAAAAUGCAGACGAAACGUGGAGAAUUUCUUGGAAGCUUGCAGAAGGAUUGGAGUGCCUCAGGAGCAAUUAUGUUUGCCUCUACAUAUUUUAGAAGAGAAGGGUUUGACACAGGUAGCUGUGACUGUCCAGGCGCUCCUGGAGCUGGCACCCCCAAAGCAGCAGCAACUUCACCACUUGUCUGCUGUGUAAAGACCUCCGGGACCUUUUGGGUUACCUUGGCUAAGCAGAAGGACGUGAAGACUUUACUGCCCAUGCAGUGCAUCCAAACACACAGAGCUCUGUUCUAAGGAAAGGAGUUUCCGUGAUUCCUGACAGGAAUGUUUUACUUCAUUUCUCCAUUUUUUUGGAGAUCACAACAGUUUCCAGCAACAUUUUUAUUACCAAUAUUUUUGCCCCUUAUUUAAAAAAAAAAAAAAAGUUCAUUGGGAAGAGGGCAGGGAAUUCCAGUGGCUGGCUGUUGGAGCCAGCUGUAGAAACUGACCUUGUAGACUGAAGACAUACAUGGGUGUAGAGUUUGGAAAGUGAUUCCUAGAGGAAUUAAUUUGUAAAAAAAAAAGGAUGUUGCUGCAGUGGGCACAAGGGGAAUGGAAUUUCUUUCCUUCCCCACAGGGUUCAAAGAAAGAGAAUUUCUUUCCCUCCAGAGAACAACAGCUAUUUCUAUUAUGUAUUUUAAAAAUUGCAACACACAAUCUUAACCUGCAGUGUUUGAUAGCAGGGUUGAACCUCAUGCAGCUGUAAUUUGCAUUUGCAUGUUCCCAUUACUUAAAGAGAAAAAAAAAAAAAGGAUUAAUUUUUUUUCCCUAAGAGAAAAAAUACUGCAUGCUUUCUCCACAAGAAACAUCUCAGUAAAAGAUACUAAACCAGAACUGUUCAAACUGUAUUAAUCACAUUAGCAUUCUUGCUGGGUUCACUUAUAUUUAAGUUUCAGCAUGUCUUUAUCUGAGUAUUUUCCAACAUCAGUUAAGGGAGAUCUUCUGCGUAUUCUCAGCUUCCCUUCUGGUCACGUAGGGAUGCAUUUGGUUACUCAGUGGUUUUGGCAAAUGACCAGAUGUCAUCGAGAACCACAUAUGUAUUUUCACUGCAGUGUGGGGAAGUACAGCCUGCCAUGCUAAUCAUUAGAAGCUCGUUAUCAAGUAGUAUGUUUAUUAGGGGCUGAAGCAUCCCAUGCAGACACUGGUGAGUGUCACAGCUGCUGAGAAAUUCAUCAUUUUAAGAACAGUUACUGAAUUUCCACAGGUGAGCUGCACAUUGCCAAAGCAGUUAUCUGUUGCAAAAGGCAGCUUCUAUUUGUGUGUUUAACAAGGCUUGAAUAAAGAAAGCCUUUUAUCAUUAGAAUUAAUGUAGAGCUGCACGGGUUUUACCGAACUACCCGUACACCCUUCCUCUUUCCUUAACAUAAAAAUGGAAAUCCAGUGUACAGUAAUGGGAGAGGCAGCCGAUGAGUUUUCCAUUUUGCUGGAAAGUUGACCUACAAAACAAAGACUGGUCUGUGCUCUGGUCCUAGUGAUGAGGCCAAGCUCACUACCAGAUCAGUUACAAUUUUUUUUUUUUUUAACCAAUUUAAAGCAUCCCAGAACAUUAUAUAUUAGUCCCAGAAUGCUACUGAUACAUGGUGCACGGGGUCUGAGACCAACUUCAGGCAUCGGAUCUAUUGCAUCUGGGGAUGUAUUUGAAUCAGAAUACACAAAGAGGAUUUCAGGGGGAUAAGAAGAAAUGAGAACAGGCUAGCUGGCAGUAAGCUUUGCUGAAGUAAACAUGCCGUGGGAACACAGGCAAGGACUGGUCUUACCAGGAUUUUUUUUGCCUUUUGAUUUGCAGUUUUGUUUUCACUCUGGUUUGCUUCAUUUGUUGUCUUCAAGGUCCAUUGUGGUGACUGUUGAAUCCCUCAUUUCACAUAAUUAUUCCAGUUGCUUCUUAUUGGCAUUGGCUGAUCCCAUUGCAAGUGGAGAACACCACCUGAAGGGUAUUUAAAACUGCACAGCUGCAAAGAGAAACCUUUUCAUGCUGGGUAAGCAUGUUGCCCUGAGCCCUGCGAGAAAUGAAAAUGCCAAUAAUUUGCAAUACACAUAGGAAGGGAGCAGCUCCAUACAGACAUACUUUCUUCCUUAGGUAGGUCUUGUGUUUCACUUAAUUUUGCUUGCAAGGAGUGUUGGUAAUUCUUAAAGGAUUACAUAAAAGUGUCUGAGGUCUCUGCUGUAGUUUGCUGAGUGGAAGAUUCGGCCACUUGCAGCCAACAGUAUAGACCACAACUGUUACUUGUGUGUUUGUCUCUGCACAUAAUAUGAAAGAGGGGGGCACUGACUUUAUCUUAGUUUCCAACAUUAGGUCACUUGUAUUGUUACAGGGGAAUGUUAACUUUUUAAUAGCACACCCUUUGUGGGCUGUUUAAAUUUUCCCAUUUUAAGACAACCAUUCCCUUCAUGGAAUUGUGAGGGUGUGGUGUUUGCUCCAGUCCAGCUUCCAGCACUUAAGGAAAAUAAAACCUAACAGUAUUCAGGUUGGUGGAAGUUUGGCAUUUGAUUAUUACUAGUUCUUAGGAAUUAAUGGGGUGGGGAGUUGAGCCUGAACUGCCAGAAAUGGCCAUUUCCUAUCGUGUCUGGUCAACACAGCUACUCUUCCUACGAGCGGUGACUGCACGGCUGGGCAGGUGCUGUGUCCCCACUGUCACUUACUUUGUUCUGAGCAACAGUUCACUCUAAUGGCAGUUUUAGUGUAUGUGGUCAUGUAAGUUGGAUGUUUAUAAUCCUGUGUUUUCAUGCUGGCAGACACUAAAUCUUGACCAGGUGUUUAGGACAAAUAUCCAAAUCUGAAGUUUCAUCAUACGGUUUAUUUAAUGUAUUGUACCAAAACCAACUUCAGUUCUGUUUUGCAAAAUGGGUUGGGAUUUUUCGGUGUAUUUAUGUGCAAUUUUUGUUGUAUCCCGUGAAAAGAAUAUUUUAAAGAAAUGUGUAUAAAAUUCUAUUUUGUGUGUUAAAGCAAAGAGGCAAUUGCCUUUCCUCUCGGGGGCAUUUGUGUUGGAGGACGUGGGAGAAAUCCAUCCGAGCGUUCCGUGCGUACUGGUGUUUAUACACCAAUUCCAUCGUGUCACCAUCCUUCCUCAACCCGCGCCCAGCAGCGUUGGGGCUCAGCAAGGUUACACACGUGAGGUGAAGCGGGACAGGCACUCGGGAGUCCCUGAUGGCAUCCCAGUGGUCAGGGCAAAACAGCUGGGGUUUGGGGCUUCCCCCUUUCUGAAAGGGGAGGCUUUUGUGAAGGCCCCCCACCUCAGCACCCUGCUCAAAAUAAAUCAGAACUUUUAACAGCGCCAAGAAUACCUCUGUUGUUCUUGGUAGUGACAUGAUGGCAAAUGGUAUUUUUACCCUUUUCUAACUAUAAGUUCUUUGAAAACAAAUGUUUUAGAAACAGAGGACUUCUAAGGUGAAUUUGAACAGCUAAAAAGUUCUUUUGUAUAGAUAUUGUGAUGUUUUACAAAGCGAUCUAAUUUUGUUAUUUCUGAAAACAGUGUAAACGUGUAAUUAAUAGAGUAAAGGAUUUUAAAGCUUCAUCCCAUGCUGUAUGUCUGUAAAUACAUUCCAUAAUUUCUAAGUCUGUUACAUAUAAAUGUGUCUGAAUAUUGUAUACUUUAUUUUAAAUUGCCUGUAUUCUGCCAGUAGUGUGAACUUCUAGCACAUUGAUAAUAUAAAAGGAAACCAUGGGUAAUUUGAAAUAAAGUUUUAAAACUCACAUGAA
Molecule: messenger RNA, 6089 nt
Organism: Athene cunicularia (burrowing owl)
Lineage: Eukaryota; Metazoa; Chordata; Aves; Strigiformes; Strigidae
Gene: LRCH3
Product: leucine rich repeats and calponin homology domain containing 3
Exons: 23
Coding region: 72-2549 (825 amino acids)
Molecular function (GO): protein binding
Source: RefSeq, a predicted model, not a curated record